Molecule: messenger RNA, 1499 nt
Organism: Annulohypoxylon maeteangense
Lineage: Eukaryota; Fungi; Ascomycota; Sordariomycetes; Xylariales; Hypoxylaceae
Product: putative para-hydroxybenzoate-polyprenyltransferase Coq2
Exons: 2
Coding region: 125-1369 (414 amino acids)
Biological process (GO): ubiquinone biosynthetic process
Cellular component (GO): mitochondrial inner membrane
Molecular function (GO): 4-hydroxybenzoate polyprenyltransferase activity
Source: RefSeq, a predicted model, not a curated record
GCUUCAAACAAGACAUUAUGUCUUGCAUUUCUUAGGGGACGUGAAUAAGUGUAACAUAAUAACUAUGAGUUCUGGUGAUAGGUGACUUUCUAAACUUGAGAGAAGUCUAACCAUCUAAAACAGGAUGCCUCGGCUUAUUGCCGCAAAUGGCACCAAGUGCCUAUUUCGUGGUUUGGGGUCUUCAAAGUCAUGGAGAUUCACAACACAAUUUCACAAUGUCUCUAGGGGUAUCAUUAUGUCACAUAAUCCUCAAAGGCUACCCUCGACCUCAACAGCUCUCAGCUUCCCCAAACCAAGGCACAUAAUCUCAGUGACAUCACAGUCACUAUCACAACCAACAAGUCGACAAGCUCACACCAUUGACUCACCAACCUCCUCCCCCAUGACAGAGCCUUACUCACCCCCCACAUCCGGCAUUCUCUCCCUUCUCCCCAAGUCCUGGGUUCCGUACGGGGAACUAAUCCGAAUCGACAAGCCAACCGGAACUUACUACCUCUUCUUCCCAUGCCUCUUCUCCACACUAAUGGCCGCACCCCUCGCCAUCCCCGCCGCAACCCCCCUCUCCGUGCUCGGCACCACAGCCCUCUUCUUCAGCGGCGCGUUGAUCAUGCGCGGGGCCGGGUGUUCCAUCAAUGAUCUCUGGGACCGCAAGCUAGACAAGCACGUGCGACGAACGCAACACCGCCCGCUCGCACGAGGUGCCAUAAAACCCUUCUCAGCGCUCACAUACACCGGCGUACAACUCCUCGCUGGUCUCGGCAUCUUACUCCAAUUCCCGACUCCAUGUCUCUUCUACGGGAUCCCAAGCCUGCUCUUCGUAGCCUCGUACCCUCUCGCCAAGCGCGUGACGUACUACCCGCAAUUCGUACUCGGGCUAACGUUUUCCUGGGGCGCUGUGAUGGGAUUCCCGGCGUUAGGAGUCGAUUUGCUGGCGAAUAGCUCGGCGAUGACUGCGGCUGCACUGCUGUACGCGAGUAACGUGUCUUGGACUGUGCUGUAUGAUAUGAUAUACGCGCACAUGGAUAUCAAGGAUGAUGCUAAGGCGGGGAUCAAGAGUAUUGCGCUUAAACACGACGCUGAAACCAAGAAGGUUCUGACGGGGCUAGCUGUGGUUCAGAUCGGUCUGCUUGGAGCGGCCGGCAUGGCGGCAGGCGCGGGACCGGCUUUCUUCGUGGGUAGCUGCGGAGGCGCUGCGUUGACUUUAGGGUGGAUGAUAACGAGGGUGAAUCUGAAGAGUGUCAAGGAUUGUUGGUGGUGGUUCGUUAAUGGAUGCUGGAUUACUGGCGGUGCGAUCAGCCUUGGGCUUGGGGUCGAUUACCUGCUAAGAUAUGCUGAAGAGGAUAAGACACGGGAGAAAAUAGAGGGCUAGAAGUGUACUGAUAAAUCUGUACAUAUACACUAGACUCUGGCAUAUGCAUUCGGAUCAUACUAGGUAGGUAGGUAGAUAAAACUGGUUGGGAAAACCGUGGGCUACAACUCUGUACAACAGAAUUACUCGU